Nothobranchius furzeri (turquoise killifish) is the source of this 5604-nucleotide messenger RNA. RefSeq lists its product as uncharacterized. The record is from RefSeq and is a predicted model, not a curated record. Lineage: Eukaryota; Metazoa; Chordata; Actinopteri; Cyprinodontiformes; Nothobranchiidae.
GGGGGGGGGGGGGCAAUGCAAUGAUUGUAAGACUGGUGUAAUAUGCUCCCGCUUCCUGGUCUUCAGGACACGCUGCUGAAUUUUAUACAAGUUGUAAACCUGAGAUGCUCUUUUUGGGAAGACCAGAAAGCAAGGCAUUACAGCAGUCUAUUCUGGUGAUGAAAGCGUGCAUCAGCGUCUCCGUGUUGGCCAGAGAGAGGACAGGAAGGACUCUGGCAAUGUUCUUCUGAUGAUAGAAGCCUAUUUUCAUUACGUUUUUAAUGUGAGGGGUAAAAGACAGCUCAGAGUCAACAAUCACACCCAGGUUCUUCACUAGUUGUGAAGGAUCCAAAUAUAAUAGUUUCUCUGGGCCUCAGAACCGAUACUAAAACUUCAGUUUUGUCCUGGUUGAGCUCCAAAUGUGACUCCAAAUCCAGACCAUGGGUUGAUUAAUUUACAUAGAUUAUUUUAAAUUUGUUGUCAGCACUAUGUAAAGAACAGAAUAUUUACGUCAUUCAGAUCUAGGGCAUCCUAUUUUGUGUUCCCUUUAUUUUUUAACAGUGUGUUAAAACCAACAGUUGAAAGAAAGAGACCAGGAACACUAACGGGUACAACAACCAUAUUCAAUUAGCCCAGUUUCUAGUUGGAGACUUUCCACUCUCAAUAUGGCGGACGAGCUGACGUAACUAUCAUGAACGGUGGGGGAGGGAGACGCUUCGUCCAACAUUUGCAACCAUCUGAAACUGUUCGAUUGACUUGACCUCUUCCAAACCUUUCUUUCUUUUAUUUAUUUAUUUAUUUCCUUUUUUCUCCAUGUCUCCAUUAUUUCUGUCACUCUUCGUUGUAAUACCACAAUGGUAUACUUUAUGUGUUUCAUGUCUUACAAUUGUAUGUUCAAAAUGUGCUAAAUAAAGUUAUAUUGAAAAAAAAGAGACGCUCCGUCCAUCUUUAUAGGUUUGAAGGGGAACAGCGCCCUCUGCUGGACAGCAGCUCUGUGUUUAUCUCACUCGAGCGAACAAAGAAGGGAGAGUUCGGUGUUUUCCCACCAGAUUCAGGAUUCUCCCGCCUGCCGUGCCGUGGCCGGUUUCUCUGCCUGCUGAUGACGUUGGGAUGGGCAGCAUCCUGCAGGAUGUGGAGAGGCUUCCCCCCCGGGACUGGGAGCCAGAGAAGAGAGCUUCGAUCAGCUCCAGCAGGCCGAACGCUGUGGGCAGCAACACAAUGGGAAGGAGGCCGUCCCAAAGGAAUUCCCUCCAGCCACAGCUGUUCCCAAGGCAGGAAGGCUGUCCUGAGAAGGAACCACAAAGAAGAAAGCACAAGUCUAACACUCAGUCCUCCAAAAGCACACCUCCACCAUACAGUUCUCAGGGAGCCUCGGCCUCCUGCCCAACACCCUCAUUAGGAGGAAGGAAGGAGGCGGCGGCGCCACGGCCGGCUCCACGCUGGGACAGGCAGAGACGAGGAGGGAGACGGGACAAACACACGGCACCCUCCUCCAACCACCGCCGGCCCAGUUCCAGCACGGAGCUGCUGGAGGUCCUGCAGGACUCUGUGGAGGACAGCGACACAGACAUGUCAGAGUCUGAAAAAGGUUUACUUGCAUCCUCCUGUAGUCCUCCGCAGCUUGACCUCAGGCCAGAGGUCAUUGAGGAUGAGGACCACUCCUCCCACAGCCACAGCAUCAGAGGAGCGGCUCAUGGGGUGUUCCACUACCCAGACUUCCUCCCUCCACCAUUUAAUCUGUGGAGCCUCAGUCAACUGGCUGUUUUCUACAACACGGAAGGCAGAGCAGCCCCUCGGCCCGUUGGCUCUUUGGAACGAUACCUGGAGAGGCUGCUGCAGCUGGAGUGGCAUCAGAUCCAGACGGUCCAAGAGGAGCUUGAGAGCCUGCAGGUCUCAGAAGUAACACCUGGAUGCCACAGGUCAGCUGCUGCUACCGGGUCAUGCCUCAGCUCGCCUAAGUCCAUCCUCCAGUGCCAGCGUGCCUUCCCCCUCACCUUCCUCUCCUCCCUGGCCAGUCACUCUGCCUUUGGCUGUGCCUGCACGCUCUGCUGGAUCCGCUGCUCCACCUGCAGCUCGUCGUGCUGCCGCUCCAUGCACACCAGUGGCCGUCCCUCCAGGCUGAAUCCCAUGCCAGAUCGCAGUAGGGGACACACGUCUCUCCCCAAAAGAAGCUACAGUGAAAGCCGGGUGCACUCGUCAGACAGGACACGCCCAUUUCAGGGACUGAGCAGCCCUUCUAGGACCAGCAGCCACCUGAGGAGGAUGCAGGCACUAGGCAACAUCCGUAACCCCGUCCCAAGUGCUCCCGGCAGGCCACAUUCAACCUGUAGGGAGUCCAGGGUCCACGCCGCCAAGGUGGAUGUCUCCACAGUAGGACAGUUUAGGAGGAGUGGCUCUGAGCAGAGGAGAGGGGGGGUUCAGAGACAUCAGAACAGACAGGACGGCUCUGAGUUUAGAAAAGGACGAAGCGAUGAAUGCAGAGCAGCCCACGCCAAAAACCACAAAACCAAACCAAAGUCUGUGUCCGCAGUCAGAGACCAUGUCCCGAGGUCCACAUGCCCCCCUAACUCAGGGCAAGGCAGGGCCAAAGCGGUGGAGUUUGUUGCAUGAACGUACAGAUGAAGCUUUCUCCCCGUGUCCUGAUGAGCUGACAGCUGAUCCGGUGUCGGUACAAGAUCUGCUCGGGUGCAAGAUCGGCUCGGGUCCGUCGACUGCCGAUGACGUCUAAGUAGUUGAUUGGCUGAACAUGAACCUUACGGAAUGACGUAAUCACGUUACGUUGUUAUCACGUGACGUUGGUCCAGGCAAAUUUUUUCUAUUGGAAAGAUGGACAACUUUUACAAAGAAAUCCAUCAUUACCUCUUUGAAAAUACACUUUUAGCAUAGAGCUGCAAGUAUAAUAGGGCUGAACGAUUAACUGCAUGUGCAAUUAAAUUGCGAUGUGACAAAAGGAGAUUUUCUAAUGGCAAAGGCUGCAAUUUGGCAGCGAGUGGUUAGCGCAAUGCUAAUAUACAUGGAAAAACCCAUAGGAAUGCUAAUGCUAAUAUCGCCGAUUACAUUAUUACAAAUUAUGAAUUAGAAACGUGCCAAAUGAUUACAUUUGGAGUCUAAUAGAAAGUAAAACUACCAUCAAUCAAAUAAGUACAGACAGGUAUUUUAGUAAAGCCAGAAAACUUUUAACUCCAGAGCUUUGGCUAGCAGCUAUGAGCGUAACUGAACUACGCAUGGACAAGACGUCAAAAACUCUAAACACAAAUACUUCAAUAAACGGGACACACUUCUUUCCUGCAAAUACAAUUCCACAGGUGUUGCUAAUACCUAUGAUCCUUCAAGGGAUGUGCUCAAAGAGGAGUUCAACAUGAAUCAAAUAUAGUGUUUUAUUUUACAAAUACUAUUAUAAACACAAACUUACGUCUUAAGAAACAUUAUUUUAAUAACGAAACUGCUAAAUUCUUUCCAACAGUAUAGAUGUGUAGUGUAUUUUGUCCGAGUGGGUUUGCCGUACUUUGACGUCAUCGGCAGUCGAAGGACCCUGAGCCGAUCUUGCACCCGAGCAGAUACUGUACCGACACCGGGAAACUGUGGUCUUUGGGUCUUUAAGCUAACGCCUGCUGGAUGUUUGCUCCUUCUGUUUCGUUUACUCACAUGAACUUUGAUCAUGAAACACAAAGUUAUCAGAUGAAAUCGCUGUUUGAUCUUCAGAGUUUUUUAGUUGAAUUAAAGACGUUUCCUGUUAUCUAAUUAAAAACGUUGGUUUUAGAUGUGGUUUCGUUUCGUAGCGUUCAUAUGAAGCAGAAGCUGAACUUUUGGAGUAAAACAGGAGUUGAGAUUAUUUCAACACUAAUUUGCUGAUAAGUUCUAAUUCGUAAUGUUUGAUAACGUGAAGCAUAAAUCUGGAAAUAUGAAAUAAAUCAGAAUAAAAUACUUUUAGGACAUUAAAGAUUCCUAAAAGUCCUGGGAGCUGGACUUCAACCAUCUCAUCUCACACAAACCUCUGAACUCGCUCGUUUGGCAAACGGAUAUUUUUAAUCCACCAGCUGGAUUCCAGGAGCAGCCCUCCAAACUCCCAGAGCCAGGAGCCCCCCAGGCAUAGCCCCCCCAAUCGUUCGCUCACAGCUGACAGGGAAACAGGCUAAAUCCAGUCUAGACCAGUUAGGCUCUUCCAUCAGACAGAUCCCUCCUGAGCAGGUUUCAGAGAAGCUGAUUUAUUAUGAAGUUCUGACUAGCCUGGUGCGUGGAGCUGGGGUGUCAUUACAGUGUCCUCAGAUGAAAAAGCUUGACUUUGAUCAUUUUUCAAAUACUGGCCCACCUCCAUUUAUUACACUUAAACACACUAAAUCAUUGGCCCAGUUUUAAUAUUUACAUGAGUAGUCUUAAACUCAAACUUCAAACCAUUAAAAGGUUCCCAAACCCUCAAGCAUUUCAUCUAUAAGUGUUACUGUAGCCUAACCUGGUGAGCCAGGCCCAUGGGGGACCAGCUGAGGCUCCUGUGGAGCGAGGCUAUACCCACAAGCUGGGCUCAGUCUCCUCCACCGGAUGUGUACCGGGAAAGUUUGGCUCCAAAAGAAAAGUUAUCGCUUCCAAAUCAGAACUUAUGCUCUUUAAAUCAAGAACAUUUAAACUGUCACAAGUAUAAAAAGUACUUAUUUGAGUGUUGCUGCGUUUGAAUGAGGAAAAUGUGGAAAAUUGAAAGUCUGAAAACUGUUUCUGGAAUAUUUGGGUCCAUUUUCAAACCUGGUCAGUUCAUUACACCCGUGACCACCGUGCGUGUAAUGUUGCUUUUAAGUCCUGUCCAUCAUGAAACUUGGUUUAAAGGCGUUAAUGCUGAGUCCACUCUUAUUUUAUGUGACAAUAACAGAUGUUUCUGGAAGGGAUUCAGCUGAAGUUUCAGGAACGAUGGACUUUUUUCUAUUGGUCCAAGGAAAAUGAUUUGUAAUUUGUUUGUUUUGCACAGUAACUUGUACAUUUUGACUAUAAUACACAAAGGUGUGGACUCGAGUCACAUGACUUGGACUCGAGUCAGACUUGAGUCAUUAUUUGAAUGACUUCUGACUUGACUUGAUAAAAUCUAUAAAGACUUAUGAUUUGACUGGACUUGAACACCAGUGACUUGUGACUUGAAUCGGCUUGCAUCUGUUGACUUGAUGAUGACUUGAGAAUGUUUGAUAUUUUGUCACAGAAGUGGCACGACAUGGACAAAAAUCAUAAAUCAUUCUUGGUUCUGGGUUUGAUUUACUGCUGAAUGCAGCAGCGCUUUGUUUAUAACCAGUCUCAGUUUCUGCUUGUUUGAGCAAAAAAAAAGAAGCUUUAAGAAGGUUUUUUUUCUGGAAUUAAUUUAUUAUCAUCGUCAUUAAAUAGAAGUUGGACAGAUGGCUUGAUUAUCACUUGAAAAUUCAAAGUUAAGGACUUGACUUGGACUUGGUUGUCUUUGACUUGGAUUUGACUUUAGACUUGAAUGGAAAGACUUGUGACUUACUUAUGACUUGCAAAGCAGUGACUUGGUCACACCUGCUAUACAUGAAGAAUUUGAGCCCACUUGGACAUGCUUUUGAAAAUGUUUUUCCUAUUUAUUUAGUUUAUGAUGAGAAUAUUUACAAAAAUACAGAAAAACAUUUGUAUGUGGAG